Myotis davidii is the source of this 1629-nucleotide messenger RNA. Its product is annotated as cullin-2. The transcript is spliced from 3 exons. Gene Ontology annotation, biological process: protein ubiquitination; SCF-dependent proteasomal ubiquitin-dependent protein catabolic process. NCBI's taxonomy places the organism in Eukaryota, Metazoa, Chordata, Mammalia, Chiroptera, Vespertilionidae. Gene Ontology annotation, molecular function: ubiquitin protein ligase binding. Gene Ontology annotation, cellular component: SCF ubiquitin ligase complex; Cul2-RING ubiquitin ligase complex. The record is from RefSeq and is a predicted model, not a curated record. Bases 1 to 1614 code for a protein of 537 amino acids.
AUGCAGACCGAGGGGCCCCAGUUCAGUUCUACAAAACGAGAGGAGAACCCAGGCCCUUCUCCCCGUCUGCAUGGGUCUGUCUGCUCUUCCGUUCUAGGUAGAUUAAAAGAUGAAGAAAUUCGAUGUCGAAAAUACUUGCACCCAAGUUCAUAUACUAAAGUGAUUCAUGAAUGUCAGCAACGAAUGGUAGCAGACCACUUACAGUUCUUACAUGCUGAAUGUCAUAAUAUCAUUCGACAAGAGAAAAAAAAUGGCAUGGCAAAUAUGUAUGUCUUACUCCAUGCUGUGUCUACUGGUUUACCUCAUAUGAUACAGGAGCUGCAAAAUCAUGUCCAUGAUGAGGGUCUUAGAGCGACCAGUAAUCUUACUCAGGAAAAUAUGCCAACACGAUUUUUGGAGUCAGUUUUGGAAGUACAUGGUAAAUUUGUUCAACUUAUCAACACCGUUUUGAAUGGUGAUCAGCACUUCAUGAGUGCAUUGGAUAAGGCUCUUACAUCAGUUGUAAAUUACAGAGAACCCCAGUCUGUUUGCACAGCUCCUGAAUUACUUGCUAAGUACUGUGACAACUUACUAAAGAAAUCAGCAAAGGGGAUGACUGAGAAUGAAAUGGAAGGCAAACUUACCAGCUUCAUUACUGUUUUCAAAUAUAUCGAUGAUAAAGAUGUUUUUCAAAAGUUCUACGCAAGAAUGCUGGCGAAACGUUUAAUUCACGGGUUAUCUAUGUCUAUGGAUUCUGAAGAAGCCAUGAUCAAUAAAUUAAAGCAAGCAUGUGGUUAUGAGUUUACCAGCAAGCUACAUCGGAUGUGUAAAGAUAUGAGUGUCAGUGCUGAUCUCAACAAUAAGUUCAACAAUUUUAUCAAAAAUCAAGACACAGUAAUAGAUUUGGGAAUUAGUUUUCAAAUAUAUGUUCUACAGGCUGGCGCAUGGCCUCUUACUCAGGCUCCUUCAUCUACAUUUGCGAUUCCCCAGGAAUUGGACAAAAGUGUACAGAUGUUUGAAUUAUUUUACAGCCAGCAUUUCAGUGGAAGGAAACUUACAUGGUUACAUUACCUCUGCACAGGUGAAGCUAAAAUGAACUAUUUGGGCAAACCAUAUGUAGCCAUGGCUACAACAUACCAAAUGGCAGUUCUUCUAGCCUUCAACAACAGUGAAACUGUCAGCUAUAAAGAGCUUCAAGACAGCACACAGAUGAAUGAAAAGGAACUGACAAAAACAAUCAAAUCGUUACUUGAUGUGAAAAUGAUUAACCAUGAUUCGGAAAAGGAAGCUAUUGAUGCACAAUCUUCAUUUUCAUUAAAUAUGAACUUCAGCAGUAAAAGAAAAACAUUUAAAAUUACUCGAUCAAUGCAGAAAGACACACCGCGGGAAAUGGAACAAACUAGAAGUGCUGUCGAUGAGGACCGGAAAAUGUGUCUCCAAGCUGCUAUAGUUCGUAUCAUAAAAGCACGAAAAGUGCUUCGGCAUAAUGCCCUUAUUCAAGAGGUGAUUCGCCAGUCAAGAGCUAGGUUUAACCCUAGUAUCAGCAUAAUUAAGAAGUGUAUUGAAGUGCUGAUAGACAAACAGUACAUUGAACGCAGCCAGGCUUCAGCAGAUGAAUACAGUUACGUAGCAUGAUGUCGCGCUCCUCCU